Carcharodon carcharias (great white shark) is the source of this 1735-nucleotide messenger RNA. RefSeq names its product coiled-coil domain containing 96 (gene cfap184). The record is from RefSeq and is a predicted model, not a curated record. Gene Ontology annotation, biological process: cilium assembly. The coding region runs from base 15 to 1676 and encodes 553 amino acids. NCBI's taxonomy places the organism in Eukaryota, Metazoa, Chordata, Chondrichthyes, Lamniformes, Lamnidae. Gene Ontology annotation, cellular component: ciliary basal body; axoneme. The transcript is spliced from 12 exons.
ACCGCGACUCCAACAUGGUGAAGUUCAGUGAGCAACAGUCAACUACGCUGCAAACCUACUUAAAGCAAGACACCGUUAACGAAGAAGCAGCUGAAGAGGAAGAUGGGGCUGCAGUAUCUCUGCCAGUCCAAGAACCUACCACUGCCCCCACUAUGGGGCAAAUACAGACUGAAAAGGCAGCACAGGACCAAGAGAUUACUGAAGAAGCAGUAGAAGAUGAGAGAGGACCUGAAGCUGUUAAAGAAACUACACAAGAGAAAGAUGUGGUCAGUGAUGAGAGGAAGGAAAUAAACCUACCUCCUGACAGUGAUGGAGUGACCCAAGAGAUUCAGGAACCUAAAAAUGAUGAUGUACCAGAGGAAAUGUUAGAGAAAAAAAAUGAAACAAAUAGCAUUGUAGGAGAAAAAGCAGAUGAGCUGAAAGUGACUGCAGCAAAUACUGUUCAUGAAGAAACAAAAGAAAUGGAGAAGACCCCAUCACCUUUGCCUACUAGUCUCACUUUUUCAGAAGGGGAGAAGGAAGAACCACUGACUAUAAUUGGUGAAGAUUUAGCACGUGAUGAUAGUCCUGUAAAGGAGGAAUUUGCAAAUGGUCUACCAACCUUAGAACCUGGGACACCAGAGAGAGAAGAGACACCCACUGAAGAAGAGAAAGAUAAAGGUGAUGAGAUUGAAGAUAAACAAGCAUCUCCUGAUCGAAUGGAGCUAGAGUACCAAUAUCACGCAUUAUUUGUGGAACUGCAUAGGUUGAAGAUCCAUAACAACCAAAUACAGAACAAGCUGGCAGAUUACUACCGCAAGAAGAAGACGGAGGAAACAAAGAGCGAGUUAAGGAAAACCCACUCAGACUAUGAACAACGAUACGUGAGGUUCAUGGACACCCUGGCAAAGUUGCAGGCCAAAUAUAAGGAGGAGGUUGAGUUGUACCAGGAACAGAUCACUGAUCUCACUGCUGAGUGUGAGGAGAAGCAACAAUUGACAGAAUAUGCAUGGAGGAUGUUUAUGUCUAGGAAGAAGACUGUUGCAAAGACUGUAAUAAACAAACGGCCAGGAAGACACGCAGCACUACUGGAGUUGGAACGCAUUCAGACUACUGAGGAGCAGAAGGAGAAAGAGAUGAGGCAGAUUAGAUUUCUGACUAUCAAGAUGAAGAAUAAACUGAAGUUUUACGAGCAUCAGCUGAAGGCGAAGGAGGAACUAGCGGGUGGACUAAACCUGAUCGACUAUGAGCAGCUGAAAAUCGAGAAUCAGUCUUACAGUGAGAAAAUUGAAGAACGCAAUGAGGAAGUCACAAAAAUGCGGAAGAAGGUUGCAAUUACCAUUGGGGUGAUGACCCAUAUUAAGGAGAAGCUGGAGUAUGUGGAGGCGGAGAAUGCAGAGAAGAAAACCCAGCUCAUGGAUCUUGAGGCUGUCGUAGCACAGAAGCGGGAAAUCCUGACCAAAACCAAACAAGCACGGGACAGAGUCCGGGCAGCCAACUUCAAACUGAAGGAGAAAUGUGGCCUCUUGUGUAACAAGGUGCUGCUUCGUGACUUUGAGGACAAUGUAGACGCCAGCGAUAGAUUGCGCCAAAGGCUGGAGGUGCUGAAACGACGACAUGCCGAUCUAACACUCGACUCCUACGGCAUCAAGAAGAAAAUCGAGUGGGUGAAGAUGGGACAAUUACAAACUCAGUAACAGCCACUUCGGGGAGCUUGUCCAUUUUAUUCUGUUACGAUAAAUAUUAUAUGAGCUGG